Neopsephotus bourkii (Bourke's parrot) is the source of this 2661-nucleotide messenger RNA. It is a transcript of the gene ARHGAP26, whose product is annotated as Rho GTPase activating protein 26. The record is from RefSeq and is a predicted model, not a curated record. Gene Ontology annotation, molecular function: GTPase activator activity; protein binding. The transcript has 23 exons. Lineage: Eukaryota; Metazoa; Chordata; Aves; Psittaciformes; Psittacidae. Gene Ontology annotation, cellular component: cytoplasm. Bases 34 to 2316 code for a protein of 760 amino acids. Gene Ontology annotation, biological process: signal transduction.
CUGGUGUUCUCGGCCGCGGCGGCCGCGGGCAGCAUGGGGCUGCCGGCGCUGGAGUUCAGCGAGUGCUGCCUGGACAGCCCCCAGUUCCGGGAGCGGCUCCGCUCCCACGAGGCCGAGCUGGAGAAGACCAACAAGUUCAUCAAGGAGCUCAUCAAGGAUGGGAAGUCGCUCGUGGCCGCCCUCAAGAACCUGUCGGCAGCCAAGCGCAAGUUCGCUGACUCCCUCAACGAGUUUAAGUUCCGCUGCAUCGGUGAUGCUGAGACGGACGAUGAGAUCUGCAUAGCCAAGUCUCUGCAGGAGUUUGCCACGGUGCUGCGGAACCUGGAGGACGAGCGGAUGCGCAUGAUCGAGAACGCCAGCGAGGUGCUGAUCACGCCGCUGGAGAAGUUCCGCAAGGAGCAGAUCGGGGCUGCCAAGGAUGCCAAAAAGAAAUAUGACAAGGAGACCGAGAAGUAUUGUGGCGUCCUAGAAAAGCACCUAAACUUGUCUUCUAAGAAGAAGGAAUCCCAGCUACAAGAGGCAGACAGCCAGGUGGACCUGGUGCGGCAGCAUUUCUAUGAGGUCUCCCUGGAGUACGUGUUCAAGGUGCAGGAGGUGCAGGAGAGGAAGAUGUUUGAGUUCGUGGAACCUCUGCUGGCCUUUCUGCAGGGGCUCUUCACCUUCUACCACCACGGCUACGAGCUUGCAAAGGACUUCAGUGACUUCAAGACAGAGCUGACAAUCAGCAUCCAGAACACAAGAAACCGUUUUGAAGGAACAAGGUCGGAGGUUGAAUCUUUGAUGAAGAAGAUGAAGGAGAACCCCCACGAGCACAAAAACAUCAGCCCCUACACGAUGGAAGGUUACCUCUACGUGCAGGAGAAACGUCACUUUGGGACGUCCUGGGUGAAGCAUUACUGCACGUACCAGAGGGAAUCGAAGCGGAUCACGAUGGUGCCGUUUGACCAGAAAUCCGGAGGGAAAGGGGGGGAAGAUGAAGCUGUUAUCCUCAAAUCCUGCACACGGAGGAAAACCGACUCCAUCGAGAAGAGGUUUUGCUUUGAUGUGGAAGCUGUGGAUCGGCCCGGCGUGAUCACCAUGCAGGCGCUUUCGGAGGAGGACCGGCGGCUGUGGAUGGAGGCGAUGGAUGGCCGGGAGCCGGUCUACAACUCGAACAAGGACAACCAAAGCGAAGGCACUGCCCAGCUGGAUAACAUCGGCUUCAGCAUUAUCAAGAAGUGCAUACAUGCUGUCGAGACAAGAGGGAUCAAUGAGCAAGGGCUCUACCGAAUCGUUGGAGUGAACUCCAGAGUUCAAAAGCUGCUGAGUAUAUUAAUGGAUCCCAAAACAGCCUCUGAAACAGAAACUGAGAUCUGUGCCGAGUGGGAGAUAAAGACCAUUACCAGCGCUCUGAAAACAUACCUGAGAAUGCUUCCAGGGCCGCUCAUGAUGUACCAGUUUCAAAGGAGCUUCAUCAAAGCAGCAAAACUGGAGAAUCAGGAGUCAAGGGUGUCAGAAAUCCACAGCCUCGUCCAUCGGCUCCCGGAGAAAAACAGGCAGAUGCUGCACUUGCUCAUGAACCACUUGGCAAAAGUUGCCAAUAAUCACAAGCAGAACCUGAUGACUGUUGCUAAUCUGGGUGUGGUAUUUGGGCCAACGCUGCUCCGACCUCAAGAGGAAACAGUCGCUGCCAUUAUGGACAUCAAAUUUCAGAACAUCGUGAUUGAGAUUUUAAUAGAAAACCAUGAGAAGAUAUUUAACACGGUGCCAGAGACGCCGCCAUCGAACUCGCAGCUGCUGUUAUCCCGCAAGAAGAGCACGGACUCGAAGCCUCCCUCCUGCAGCGAGCGCCCGCUGACGCUCUUCCACACAGCUCAGCCCAAUGAGCAGCAGGAGAACAGGAACAGUCUCAUCAACUCCAGCCUGGAAUCUGUCAUCUCUUCAAACGUAAACAGCUUCCUCAACUCCAACAGCGCGCCCCAGCCCAGCCUCAACUCAAGCGAUCUCGAACUAGAAGUAAUUAAACCCAACAGGCCAAAUUCACUCCCUCAGAAUCCAAGCCCAACGUCACCCCUCUCACCGUCCUGGCCCAUGUUCUCUGCGCCAUCAAGUCCUAUGCCCACCUCCUCUACGUCCAGCGACUCAUCCCCCAUCAGCUCGCCGCUGCGGAAGGCCCGAGCUCUGUACGCCUGCAAAGCAGAACACGACUCCGAGCUCUCCUUCACGGCGGGCACCGUGUUUGACAACGUUCACCCAUCACAGGAGCCUGGCUGGCUGGAAGGGACCCUCAAUGGCAAGACAGGAUUAAUCCCUGAGAAUUACGUGGAGUUCCUAUAACUUGGGGCGCAGGAAGUGCCUCCGCUGAGCUUUCCAUGGUAUCCAUGGCAGUUGCUGGUGGGACCAGGGGGAGGGCUUCCCCAUCCCCACUGAGAUGAAUGUUUGUGGAUAGAACCGUGCUCCUCUCCCCGUGUGUGCUGGGGCUGUGGAAGGAGCAGUCCUGGGGAUGUGGCUCUACUCCUGCAGCUCCAAUCCGAGGUAGUGAUGCCCAAAGCCCACAUCCCAGCGUGGAGCCAUCGCAGCAAUGAGCAAACCAGCAAAGCGGCAGCUCCACACCACAGCCUGCGUGCCGCAGAGGUGCCAAGCCUGCCAAGUGUGAACCAGCACGAGAGACCUGUGCUCCCU